UCGGUCGUGUCGUCGUCAGUCAUUAAUUUUAUCGCGUACACAACGCAUUGCAUCGACUGUGCAUACACCAAAAAAAUUUUUUUUGGACAAGAAUUUUCGGGUUUGCGGCUUAGUAACUGCUUGUGUGCAUUUGCAAGUAGAAGUUUUUAUUUUGGUUCAACUGAAAAAAAAAAAAUAAAAAAAAAUUAAUUUAUGUGACUUGUGACACGAAAAAACUUAAAAAGCUUCUUAUCAAAGCAGUAAAAUUUAAAUUAAACAGUGAAUUUAAUUGUUUUAGAUACAGAUUCAAGUAAAAACCGCAAAAAAGUGUAAAAAAAAAUUAAACAAAGAACAAUGUUCUUCGACGACGACGAUUCUUUACAAGAUUCUGGAAUCUAUUCAGACAAAAUGGAUCAGCAACAGCAAUAUUGCCUCAAAUGGAGCAAUUACUCGUCAAAUAUGGCAAUGGCAUUUUCAAAUCUCUACGAGUCAGAUACAUUAACGGAUGUGAUAUUGUUGUGUGGAGGUCAAAUCUUCAAAGCACACAAACUGAUUCUCGCUGCGUGCUCGCAAAACUUCGCCGAAUUGUUCGAGACGGCGCAACAAAGUUCCAAUGGUUCAACAUGUGUGAUAUUAGAAGCUACCUCAGCCGACAACAUGCAAGCCCUGCUGGAGUUCAUGUACAAGGGCGAGGUUCAUGUGUCGCAGACAGCGUUGGAGAGCUUCUUGAAAGCCGCCGAAAGUUUGCAGGUCAAAGGUCUCACUGCGGAACACGGUCGAUUCAAUUCAAACGCCAAUGCGCCGCAUCCGUCGACAAAUAGUCCGCUGCACGAUCCCGUCGUGCCAAUCACGCGUCGCAACCAAUCGCAACUCGCCUCGGCUCAAACGCACUCACAACGAAGCCCCAUGGAUUCAUUUGUCGCGAAAAGCAUCAAGCGCGAAACCGACAUGAUUUUGCACUCGUCGCCCUCGGCGUUGGCCAAUUAUGCGCCCAACUACAUGCCAUCCUUCAUGCCGCACAACUUCCCGGAACAUCCGCGCAAACGUUCGCUCAAGAGCCCGUAUGGCGAACAGGAGUCGCCUCGCGGAAGCGUUUUGCGCGACGGCAGCAAAGGUACGCCCGUCAGUAGUCAGAGCCCGGUUAGCGGAAAUGGAAAACGCGGAUAUGGCGAUAGCGGAAGCAGCGGAAGACCAGCGAGCAGUGCCAGCAGUGUGGCACCCACGGAGGCAGAUACACAACAAAUGGAACGGAAUUCGCCACAGCAGUCAAAUCGAUAUGAGAAUCACAGCCCAAGCACAACGCAUACCGGAAACAAUGGAACUAACUCUGAACGCGACGAAAACGAAGACAUGGAAAAGUCAAAACGUUCAAAGGAUGAAGGAAAUGAAGCUGGCGCUGAAGAUCUACGCGUAAAAAUGGAAUUACGAUCGAAUCAAUCGCCAAUCGCCUCAUCUGCCCCCGAAACGCCCACCAGUCCCCUCUACAACUCCUCAAUGAAAAUGGAUCUGUCUGAUACGUCGCUUGGAAGUGUCGACAUGCUAAAUGCAAUGGCUGCUCAUCGGGAUAACGUUCACUCGGCUGACGGAAAAUUAAUACGCAAGAAACUCCAAUGCCCACUAUGCGAACGCCAAUACGGUUACGAGACAAAUCUAAGAGCACACAUUCGACAACGACAUCAAGGUAUUCGUGUACCUUGUCCUUAUUGUUCCCGAACAUUCACACGUAAUAACACGGUACGACGUCACAUUGCGCGCGAACACAAAUCGCAUUACAUGCAAAAUGCCCUCAACAAUCCACUCAGUAGUCCACACAAUAACCCAUUGAAUCAACUUCCGAGUUAAAGUAGUUAA
This is a messenger RNA of Culicoides brevitarsis, 1830 nucleotides long. It is a transcript of the gene chinmo, whose product is annotated as zinc finger protein chinmo. The record is from RefSeq and is a predicted model, not a curated record. Gene Ontology annotation, molecular function: protein binding. The transcript is spliced from 7 exons. The coding region runs from base 334 to 1821 and encodes 495 amino acids. Gene Ontology annotation, cellular component: nucleus. Gene Ontology annotation, biological process: regulation of transcription by RNA polymerase II. Lineage: Eukaryota; Metazoa; Arthropoda; Insecta; Diptera; Ceratopogonidae.